CGUCACGCCCAGACGAGCCAAUGGGCGCGCGGCGCCGCGGUGGCGCGUCGCUGGGGUGGUGUUGCGCGUCCGCGGCCUCCGCGCUGUCAAAACCCCGACUCCAAAGCGCACGCCCGGCACUACCUUCGCCGUCGGGCCGCGGAGCUGUUCGCUGCUUCGCUCUCUCUCUCUCACCCUCACCUCUCGCUGGCUGCUGACGCGCUCGCCCGGAGGAGUUUUCCCGCCGUCACUGAAAGGAGCGAGGCUCGGGCGAUGGCUCUGAUCAUGGACAAGGAGACGCACGAGGAGGAGGAGGAGGAGGCGCGCGUCAUGUGGAAGCCGGACCCGAAGCGCGCGCCCACGCACAUGGACCGAUUCCGCGCCGUCGUGCAGGACACCACGGGCACGCGCCUGGCCAAUUACGCCGAGCUGCACCAGUGGUCGGUGGAGAAUUACGCUGAAUUCUGGGGGGUGUUCUGGAAGUUCAGCGGCAUGGUGCAUUCUGUGCCGUAUGACGAGGUGGUGGACACGAGCAAGACGAUCGCCGACGUGCCCGAGUGGUUCCGCGGGAGCCGCCUCAACUUUGCCGAGAACCUUCUGCAUCGCGGGGACGCGGAGAAGGUGGCGCUCUACGCCGCAGUGGAGGGGGGUGAGGAAGUGAGCAAGGUGACGUUCGGCGAGCUGCGGAGCGACGUGGCGCUCUACGCCGCUGCCAUGCGCAAACUCGGCAUCGGGAAGGGCGACCGCGUGGCCGGAUACCUCCCUAACUGCGUGGUGGCCGUGGAGGCGAUGCUGGCCGCUUCGAGCAUCGGCGCCAUCUGGAGCGCCACGUCCCCAGACUUUGGCACCAACGGAGUCCUGGACCGGUUCUCGCAAAUCCAGCCCAAGGUCAUCUUCUCGGUCGAGGCCGUGGUCUACAACGGCAAGACGCACGACCACAUGGGCAAGCUGCUGUCCGUGGUGCGAGGCUUGCCGGACUUGGAGAGAGUCGUCGUGGUCCCUUAUGUGGGAACCAGGGACAACAUCGACCUCUCCAGCAUCCCUAACAGCAUGUUCCUGGAGGAGUUCCUGGGCUUGGGUCGCCCCGCCGGGGGCCCAGAGCCGCAGCUGGAGUUCGAGCAGCUCCCGUUCAACCACCCGCUCGUCAUCAUGUACUCGUCGGGCACUACGGGGGCGCCCAAGUGCAUGGUGCACUCCGCAGGGGGAACGCUCAUCAAGCACCUGCAGGAACACAUCCUGGCCGGGGACAUGUCCAGUGAUGACACCAUCAUCUACUACACCACGGCGGGGUGGAUGAUGUGGAACUGGCUGGUGACGUCGCUGGCGGUGGGAGCCAGCGUGGUUCUGUACGACGGCUCGCCUCUCAUCCCCACGCCCACCAUCCUCUUCGACCUCAUCGAUAAGCUGGGGAUCACCAUUUUUGGCACAGGUGCCAAACUGCUGUCACUUUUAGAGGACAAAGGUCUCAAGCCUGCGGAGACGCACAGCCUGGCGAGCCUGCACACCAUCUUGUCGACGGGCUCGCCGCUCAAACCACAGAGCUAUGACUACGUCUACACGCACAUCAAGCGGGACGUGCUGCUCGGCUCCAUCUCUGGAGGCACCGACAUCAUCUCGUGCUUCAUGGGGCAGAAUGUGACGCUCCCCGUGCACCGUGGGGAAAUCCAGGCGUGCCACCUCGGCAUGCCCGUGCAGAGCUGGAACGAGCAAGGCGAGCAGGUGUUUGGGCAGAGCGGCGAGCUGGUGUGUACCAAGCCCAUCCCGUGCCAGCCCACGCACUUCUGGAACGACCCAGACAACAAGAAGUACCACAAGGCCUACUUCGCCAAAUUCCCCGGGAUCUGGGCCCAUGGAGACUACUGCAAGAUCAACCCCAAAACGGGGGGCAUCAUCAUGCUUGGCCGGAGUGACGGAACCCUGAACCCAAACGGAGUUCGCUUCGGAAGCUCGGAGAUCUACAACAUAGUGGAGGCGUUUGAGGAGGUGGCGGACAGCGUCUGCGUGCCGCAGUACGGCAGCGGGGGCGACGAGCGCGUCGUGCUCUUCCUCAAGAUGGCGCCGGGCCGCGGCCUCACGCAGGAGCUGGACAAGCGACUCCGCGACGCCAUCCGCACCGCGCUGUCGGCGCGCCACGUGCCGGCGCUCAUCCUGGAGACCAAGGACAUCCCGUACACCAUCAACGGCAAGAAGGUGGAGGUGGCGGUAAAGCAGGUCAUCGCCGGCAAGGAGGUGGUGCAGCUGGGUUCGUUGUCGAACCCCGGGGCCUUGGAGCUCUACCGCAACCUGCCAGAGCUGCAGGGGUACUGAGCGCCCCCUAGCCCCCGCGGUCAUCGCCAACCCGGACCCCCUCCGCGUGCCGGGGUCAACGCCGGGGGUCGGCUUGAAGGAGCCGGGCUGUGCCGAUCUUAGUUGAGUGAUCGAUUACGGUGACCGAAUCUGGCGGUUCGGUUGUUCACUCGACUCAGUCGAAUAGCGCACUAAAUAUUUAUCAGGGGGGAGGGGUUUGGGGAAAAAAGUCUCAACUUUGCCCUUCGCCCCAAACCAUCCCCCACCCCGACAUGUGUCGCUGGACGGGAGGUGCAGUGCAUGGCUUGGCUCAGUGGCCGUAGUCAGCCGGGUCGUGGCUAGUCAGUGGGGGGGGGGGGGGGGGGGGUGUUUCCCACCUUCGGGGGCCAAAUUUCGGGGUCGAAAAAAAGCAGCCGAUUAUAACUGUAAGUGGAGUCGGUGGGCCCCGCUGUAAUUAUCUUGAGUCUACCAUGGGACAUUUUUAGUUUUUAAGAAAAGCUCAGCCCAAAAGGAAAAAAAUGACUUAAGACCGUAUUCUCUAGAUUAUAAGCACGUUCUGCUACGUACGGUGCAAAAUAAGUUCAGCAUACAUACAUACAUAAGACGCUUCAGAAAGUAAGAUGGCCCCUCAAACUUCUGCCCAUUGGCAAUAAAGUUCUACAAAUAUGGUCUCGAGCACACAAACGCACACAGCUACCCCCAACUUUGCUUUAAUAUACAGGGAUGUGGGGGGGAGUUCGUGUGCCUUAUAAUCCAAAGAAUACGGUCAUUCUUUGUCCUGUGUAUACAACUAUUCAACUAUUGCUAUUUUUCUUCUUGGUUCUUUCGGUAAAGUAAUGUUUUAUUUUUAUUAUUUUAUUUCCAUUCUACGUGGUGACUUUAUCCGAAAGAACCAAGAAGAUGAAUCCCUGCAGUCACGAAAGCUUUAAAUCGAAAUAUUAUUAUUUUACCAAGUAAGGCCCCCUAGGUAGGUAUGACACCUAACCGGGCUGCGUGUACCGCGCUGCCCUGCCACAGGUUUCUCCCCCAGUGUCUAUUGUUUACACACUGAACCCGGUGCUCUUGUAAAGACCGAGACAAUCUCGAGAGAGGCCCGUAACGAGACCGGAUAUCGCCUCUCGCCGCUGUCGUUAGCUGGGUCCAGGAACCGAACCCCAGGAUGUCAGAUGUGUUUUUCGCCACAGCCCCUACGUUUUAAUGAAUUCAAAUAAUCAACGCAGCCUGGGUGUGGGGUGGCUACAAGAUAAGAGCUGCGGCUGCGUGUGUGUGUUUUAUUUUUUAGGCCAAAUCUACACUUUACCCAAAAAAAAUAAGGAGAGUAAACUCUGAACGCUAGUUCGGGAAGGUGAAUUGGCGGUGGUGCGUGUGGUGUGGGUGGGCCCGCUAUGCGGCUAAACAUUGGUGGUUUGGUUUGUUGUCCUCCCUCACCUCCGUUGAGCAACGGUUGGCUACGUACGGUGCGAAGUAAGUUCAGGCAUACUGUUGAACAUUCAUACAUACGGUUGAUGCUGUGGUUGUAAUAAUGAGCUGCUGUGCAGGGCGGUGGAGCGCUCAUGUUGCAAGUGAGCUCCUAGCGCGCAACUCGGCUUACCUGGGAGCUUGCAUGUACGCCUUAACACGCGUACAGCCCUUUUGUCGAUCCACUUCUGGACGAGGGCCUCCAGACACUGUGCGGGUUGUGAGGGGGUUGACCGUAUUGUGCGACACACGCCCCAAAAACCUGCACCUGGUGUGGAUAGAGUUAUACAUAUCUGCCCACCCACACACACAGAAUAACACCUACCGGAUACCAACACGCAUGCAGGCCAACAUCUUGCGUGUCACCCCCAACAUCGUUGAUUUUAAAUACAAACGGCGGACGUCCCCGAGGGGCACGUGACCAUACUUCACUACACUUGUCAGUGGGGCUUGAAGAGCCGGUGCGGGGUGGGGGGGGGGUCAGCGUAGAAGUGGACGGGGCUUGAGAGGAGAGGUGCCGGGUUAACAAGUCGUGGCGGGUCGCCGAAUCGGCAUUGUACGCAGAGCGCCGGUCAGUCGCACAGAGGCCCUAUCCGUCGGCAGUGGCGUGUGCAGUCACACAAUGACACAGCCACUGACCGCUGCACUGCCCUCUGCCGCGCAUGACCUCCCACGACUACCACCCCUCAUCCUACCACCCCUCAUCGGGGUGGUAGGAUGAGGGGUGGUAGGGGCGCCACAUUCGGAGCAACGUUUCAAUAUCUACCCUCAACUUUUAAAGAGACACUCAAAAGACCUUUCUCCCCCAGCCCUGUUUCUUAACCACUCCACAAUUAUUCCGCCUGGCUUUUGUGCAACCCCAAGUCCCUAAGUGUGGCUCCACACCUCAAGAGUCACGAUCAGUUACAUGCGGCGUCUGUGAAAUAUUGUGCACAUUUCAAGUUUCAUUUUUAUUAUUUUAAACAUUAUGGGCGGGGCAGAAAACAAUGAAAAACCGAAGGCUAUUAACCCCACGCGAUUCGAUGCGUGUUUCGUGAGCUGAAAAUCGAUUGCCUCGUUACACGACGUUCCAUGCAGUCCACCGCCGACUGGUCUAAUGUUUAUAUAAACGUUCGGCAAUUACCUUCGGGCCGCUGAAUGUUAAGAGUAAACUUCCUCUUCUUCUUUCGUAUGGCCGAUGUAGAUGCGGUGCAACAACUACGAUUUCACAUUCGGGUGGUUUGAGGAUAACUAACCAUUGUACCAGUGGGCAGUGGCUUGGACUCAGGUACAAGGCAUUUACAUACGGAUCGAUUCAAUCGUUGUUCCACCUGCUUGGCCCGAGCCCAGCCGAUGCGCACACGCACACCCGGACUACCUCGCUACUCUCGACUUGCUCGCUCGCUCGUUCUCCCUGGCGGGGUGUGGGGGGGGGGGAGGUUAGCUGGAGAGACAUUUUAAACAACAUUCACAAAAAUACCCAACGAUUUAUUCCCUUUGUAGAAAGUUGUAAAUGUUGUUUGAACGUCAGGGCGAGCAAUUCUCAAGCCCCCACCCCCCCGCCUGUGAGCGAUGAGAGAAUGAACGUCACGUGGCAUGCUCACUACAGUACCCUGGGCAGGCUGUGGACUAAUACGAGUCGUGGUUCUCACAAUCACACAGGGAGAUACUUUUUUUUUUAAUAUAUAAAGAUUGUGGGGGGGGGGGGGGGGGGAAUCAAAUUGUGUAUAUAGUUUAACUAGAACUCUGUUGUAAAUGUUUAGGUAAAGAUGCAGGCCACGGUGGCGAGAUGUUAACUACCUCGCCUGGUAUGCAGGAGGUCGUGCGUGGGUUCGAUCCCGACCCUGACACCUGCUGUAUAUUUGGAGUUCUCUCUCGCCGUGGUCGUGCGGAUUUUUCUCUGGGGCCUCCGGUUUUUUUCCUGCACAUUCAGAAACGGACUCUUCAGUAUCGUCAGGAGGGUCCCUGCUACAUUGUGGACGUUCAGCGUCACUUCCGCUGGUGAGAAUCUGGCUUCGCAUGGGGAGGAACCCGCCGAGAACCUGGGGAUACCCAGCACGGCACCAGGCACGUUUCCUGCAGCUUGGCUCACAAGUAUCAAGCGAGGCUUACAAUCCCUGUUCAAAGUGUUUUUUAUUAUAUAUUUUUAUUUUGAGUGAGGGGGGGGGGGUUGGAAUUCGGACUGUGCGGGCCUAAAAAACUACGUUUUUAUCCUACCAGGUAAGAUCCACUGAGCUCUAUAGCUCUUUCAGAAGCGACCUGGCUAUAAAUGAUGGCUCAGUGAAGUUGCUUAUCAUCAUCGCAGUUGCAGCCAAUUACUCUGUGGCCACCCCUUGCCCUCCGUAAUGCCACCUACACCCAUGGAGUAUUAAGUCGGAAGGUUUUGCGGUGGUGCCAGUCGGUUGUAUUAUCCACAGUCGUGUAUUCUUGUCUUCUCAUUUCCCUGGGCUUGGCCUUCCACGAAGCUCAUGGUCCGCCCCAAACCGCAUCCACCGCACAAACCAUGGCAGUAGAUGGGGAUACACCGGAUGCACAGGUAAUGGAAACUUAAAAACCCACCAGCAGUGUGCGACUCUGGUCAUCCAAGACAGAGAACUCACAACACCGCAAUGCCCCCAUCCGCAAAUACGAAGGAGGCAUCGCGGCGAGACAUCUCCGCUGCUGCUCUUGAUUAUCUGGCUUCGCCGGCUCGAAUGUAAAAUUGAUGUUGUUGUUGUUGCGCUGCAUCAACAUCGUCGGCCAUACGGAGGAAGAAGGUGAAGGUGAAGAUUUCACCCACUGGGGAUUUUCGCGGUGGUCCCAGGAGUCCACGCCUGGAACCCUACCCCCACACCCCCCUACACCCUCCUACCCCCACACCCCCACGACCCCCAUCAAUUGUCGCUGUUCCGCUGUAAAUGCAGAGGGUGGGCGGUGGGGGAGGGGGAGAUCUCAUGUUUUAUUUGCUGAUUUAACAUUGUCGUCGUGGUUUUAGGACUUGUCAUAAAUUAUAUAUAUAAAGUUUUAUCAUAUCUUUACUUUCAUGUUUUGUUAUUUUGUUUAUUUUUUUGCAAAACGUGCGACGCCCUGUCUGGUUUUAGAUACCAGGGUACGAGACCUCCGUGGAGUAGAACACCUGUGUGGUCCCUGGUGCCCCCUGUUUUUCUUAUCAAGACGUUAUCUUCUGUGUUUAUUUUGGUGCGUUGACGACUAUCACUCUUAAGUUCCUGGCCACUGUUCGGCAAUGGAGGUUGCAUGCAAGUUUAAUGAGUGCAUUCGGUGAUGUGACAAACGAUUACUUAUCCUCAUCCAUUAACCGUACCCCUACUUCUAACGGUUGGAUACGUACGGUGCGAAAGAAGUUCAACGUACAUAGAGCGGGGGGGGAGGGAGAUUGGUGGUUGGCAGGUUGUGACCAUCAGAACGUGCAAUAGCGAUGGACUAAUCACAGCGGUCAGAGGCACUGAGCCCGGCACCGCUGAGACCCUGGGUUCGAUCCCAGUCUUUUCAGCCGCCCUCGAUUGAAACCAGAUUCUCAAGGGGUGGCGAGUUUAUGGUUUAGGCCCGGGUAACCAAAGACUGCGAACAUCGAAAAGCCAUCGCGUUUAAAAUCUGAUUUCCACUUAAAACAUGAAAACAAAAACAUCCAUUGCGGAUGAGAAUGUUCCACAACAUAUCUCGGUUUCAGUGUCGGGCAAGGGAACAUUUAUCUCUUUUCACGCGGGACAAUGCAGCAUCCCUCCAGAGUGUGGAUGAGAGAGGUCACUCCGAAUGGCUCUCAAAAGUAGUUCUGUGAUAGCUGCUUCCGCGGUUUAUUCUCUGAACACGGGAGGUGGGGGGAGGGGUGGUUAUGGGACUUCUUACUGCGACUUUUCACGCAAUUCGAAUUUGGGAGGUGGGGGGGGGUGACGUGAACCACAUAAUUAAAUAAACAAAACUCUCCUGCCCUUUGUAAGUCCACUGCUGGAUGAGGACGUCCCCCCCCCCCCCCAAAGUGGCACGGUGGAGGGGAGUGGGUGAACCAUAUUUCACCACCACGCCGGUCGGUGCACGGGUUGGUGGUGGUGUAGUUUGGCAAAGGUGGACGCGAUCGAUGUUUCCGCGAUGCCCCACCCUGUGCCACCCGUACAGUCGCCCCGCACGGCAGCCUGUAACACCUGUUACGCAUUGUCUCACGUGUCACAGACGAUGAGGACGACAGCAGACAGCCUCGGCGUGUUUGUAGCGGUUACGAGUUUGUAGUGGCGAGCAGCUCCCAGUGUAAGAACAACAACUUCUAUCGUGGCCGCGACGUGAAUGUAAGCGGCUAAUUAACAGUAGCAACGUGUCGCGACUUGCAACCCCAAAGGGCGCCGGUCCGAUCUCUCGGCGCGGCACUUGAACGGGUCGCCACGUUUCUUAAAUCCACCCCCACUUUGCCGGCCUCUGACCGCCCAGCAGUGUAGAUGGGCAACACCACAAGUUUGGCGUCGCGUGGUGGGGUAAAGUGUGGGUAUGUCCGCCUUUUUUUCCCACUAACGGUGACGGUGAAUAUAUGCACCGGUCCUGGGCCUCCCCUAGGUUGGGUCGACCUUAAAUAAGUACCGAUGAGAUGUGUGUCUGUGUGUGUGUAAAACAUCAGAACUGGGGAGAUGGGCGGCCCAGCUUCAGUAGGUUGCUCACUAUGACAGCACUUGCCCCAUCAGUCUGCACGGCUAUACGGGGGACCUUUGUCAUAAAGUGUCCGUCAACGGCACUUGUUCCGGCAAGUCUAUACGGGGUUGGGUUGGGGGGGGUCUUUGUCCCUGGAAGUGGUGUUAAGUUACUAAAAUAAGUGCUGUUCAAGGUGCGCAACAUUUCGCCGCUUCGCAGAUCAAUAGAAUGCAGAUCGUUAUGAAUCAUAUAUAUAGUCUUGGCUGCGAUCACCCACGCGUUAAUCCAUCCAGAGUGUGUUCACGUCCGCGCAGUAUGCCGCCAGGGAGUAUAAUCUCUUUAUAGACUGUAUUGUGAAGAUAAGUACCGUACGUGAAGCUAUCGCCUGCGCUGAAACAACCCCUCUCUCCGUGUUUGUUUUGAUGAAAUCGGCUCCGCUCGUCGCUAAGACAAUGUGACCCCCCCCCACCCACCCACACAUAUCCACCCACCCACUAUACCUCGCCUCGUCCUGUGUAUUGUUAUAUUAACAAUAGUGUGAUCGGAUGUAUUAUCCAUAAUAACGUGAUCGCCGUAAUAAAUGGGUGCGUGCUCUGUUA
This is a messenger RNA of Petromyzon marinus (sea lamprey), 8912 nucleotides long. RefSeq names its product acetoacetyl-CoA synthetase (gene AACS). The record is from RefSeq and is a predicted model, not a curated record. Gene Ontology annotation, biological process: lipid metabolic process; positive regulation of insulin secretion. Gene Ontology annotation, molecular function: acetoacetate-CoA ligase activity. Lineage: Eukaryota; Metazoa; Chordata; Hyperoartia; Petromyzontiformes; Petromyzontidae.